Molecule: messenger RNA, 966 nt
Organism: Brugia malayi
Lineage: Eukaryota; Metazoa; Nematoda; Chromadorea; Rhabditida; Onchocercidae
Product: tRNA-dihydrouridine synthase 4, putative
Exons: 7
Coding region: 1-966 (321 amino acids)
Biological process (GO): tRNA processing
Molecular function (GO): flavin adenine dinucleotide binding; tRNA dihydrouridine synthase activity
Source: RefSeq, a predicted model, not a curated record
AUGAAAAGUCAGUUAUAUGAUUUACUGGUUGGAGAAACUGUUAAAGGAAAGAAUGUCACCAGUGACAUACAUAUGGAUGGUGAUAUACCUUUAUUUGUAUCUGCACCGAUGGUGCGAUAUUCAAAAUUGCCAUUUCGAAUGUUGGUUCGUUUAUAUUCAGUGGAUGUUGCGUUUACACCUAUGAUUUAUGCGAAACAUUUUAUUGCAUCAGAACAGUGCCGAUCUGCAGAAUUCACUACUUGUCCAGGUGACAAUCCAACUGUUGUGCAGUUUGCUAGCAACGAGCCAGAAGAGUUUUCCACAGCAGCGAUGUUCAUAAGCAGGUAUUGUCGUGGUAUUGAUCUGAACUGUGGUUGCCCACAGAGAGAUGUUAUGAGAGAGGGAUAUGGUUCGAGUUUGUUGACAGAUCCUGUUCGAAUUGCUGAUAUUGUUUCGACUACACGUCGGCGAAUUUCAAGACCAGAUUUCACUAUUUCCAUCAAAAUCCGACUAAAACCGAAUCGCCAGUUAACUUUAGAAACAUGCCGUCAAGCAGAAAGAGCUGGUGUUUCAUUUGUAACAGUACACGGGCGAACACCUGAGCAACGAUCGGAACCUGCAGAUUAUGAUAUGAUCAAGUUGAUCAAAUCAAGCCUAUCUAUCCCAGUAAUUGCUAAUGGAAAUAUCAAAAGCUAUGAACAAGCAUUGCAAGUUGUAAAAUAUACGGGAGUUGAUGGUGUAAUGUCGGCAAAUGGUUUAUUAGAAAAUCCAGCAAUGUUUGCCGGUUACACUUCUACUCCGAAGCAGUGUGUUGCAGACUGGGUGCGAUUGGCCACAGAACAUGGUUGUCCAUUUGAUUUGUUCCAUCAGCAGUUAAUGUUUAUGCUUCGAUCUUCGCUUACUAGUAGGCAAAGAACGAUGUUCAAUGGACUGAGUAAUCAUCCAGCUGUUUUUGACUAUCUAAAUUGUAAUCUUUUCAAAAAAUGA